GUACUGGGAGCUCGGGGGCUAUGAGAAGACUGGCAAGAUGUUCAUGUAUUGAUAACUCAAAGCCUAAAGCUUUUCAUGCGCCUCCUCACACUUUAUCCCCUUUGAUCCCCCGCGGUUCCCAGGUGGGUGUGCUGGGUGUUAGUCCCACUUGGUAGAUGAGAAAACAGGUUCCGAGACACAGUGAGGUGCUCGGCCUCACACAGUAAGCUUGGAGCCAGCAGGACUAAAAUGCAGGGGCUCCGUAUGUGUCUCCAAAAAUAAGGCCCAGCUGGUUUAGCAGGAGGUAAGAGGUGAUAACAAGAUCCCUCUGCUCCUGUGUGGCGGGUCUGCACACAGGACCCAGCUCAUCUGGUUUUAGUUAAGUUACCCACAGAUACAGGGUCUGCCCAGAUCUUCGCUUUACUUAGAUGAACUGUAGUUUGCGAGUCUCAGACUGCUCAAACCAGAGACUUCCAGUUAGGGGGAAGAUAUGAGGGGUGAGGGCUGGUGGGCCAGGGUAAACUAGACAAGUCUCCCUGCCCAGCUUCGGCUGCCACCUGCAGGUCACUUGGGGUCCGGCCAUGUGGCUGCCUCUGCUUCUUGGAGUCUCGCUCUGGGCAGCACUGUGGUUGCUCAGGGACCGGCAGAGCCUGCCCGCCAGCGAUGCUUUCGUCUUUGUCACCGGCUGUGACUCGGGCUUUGGGCGGCUUCUGGCACUGAGGCUGGACCAGAGAGGCUUCCGAGUCCUGGCCAGCUGCCUGACCCCCUCAGGGGCAGAGGACCUCGAGCGGGUGGCCUCCUCCCGACUCCACACCACCCUGCUGGAUGUCACAGAUCCCCAGAGCGUCCGGCAGGCAGCCAAGUGGGUGGAAACACACGUCGGGGAAGCAGGGCUUUUUGGUCUGGUGAAUAAUGCCGGCACGGCUGGCAUCAUCGGGCCCACACCUUGGCAGACACAGGAGGAUUUCCAGCGGGUGCUGAAUGUGAACACACUGGGUCCCAUCGGGGUCACCCUCGCCCUGCUGCCCCUGCUGCGGCAGGCCCAGGGCCGGGUGAUCAACAUCACCAGUGUGCUGGGCCGCCUGGCAGCCAAUGGAGGGGGCUACUGUGUCUCCAAGUUUGGCCUGGAGGCGUUCUCUGACAGCCUGAGGCGGGACGUGGCUCCUUUCGGGGUACGAGUCUCUAUCGUGGAGCCUGGCUUCUUCCGAACCCCUGUGACAAACCUGGAAAGUCUGGAGGACAGCCUGCAGGCCUGCUGGGCACGGCUGCCUCCAGCCACACAGGCCCUCUAUGGGGAGACCUUCCUCACCAAAUAUCUGAGAGUGCAGCAGCGAAUCAUGAACCUGAUCUGUGACCCGGACCUGACCAAGGUGAGCAAGUGCCUGGAGCAUGCCCUGACUGCCCGUCACCCCAGAACCCGCUACAGCCCAGGCUGGGACGCCAAGCUGCUCUGGCUGCCAGCCUCCUACCUGCCAGCCAGCCUGGUGGAUGCUGUGCUCACCUGGGUCCUUCCCAAGCCUGCUCAGGCGGUCUACUGAACUCAGCCCUCCAGCAAGAGGUUGUCGUUCAAGGCAAGGACUUUGAUUUAUUUCUGUCCCCCACCCUGGCACUGCCUGGUGCUUGGUACAAAACAGGCACUCAAUAAAUGUGUAUUGGGGCUUC
Messenger RNA from Lagenorhynchus albirostris (white-beaked dolphin), 1641 nucleotides. It is a transcript of the gene RDH5, whose product is annotated as retinol dehydrogenase 5. Bases 561 to 1517 code for a protein of 318 amino acids. The record is from RefSeq and is a predicted model, not a curated record. The transcript is spliced from 4 exons. NCBI's taxonomy places the organism in Eukaryota, Metazoa, Chordata, Mammalia, Artiodactyla, Delphinidae.